Molecule: messenger RNA, 1389 nt
Organism: Argentina anserina (silverweed cinquefoil)
Lineage: Eukaryota; Viridiplantae; Streptophyta; Magnoliopsida; Rosales; Rosaceae
Exons: 8
Molecular function (GO): ATP hydrolysis activity
Source: RefSeq, a predicted model, not a curated record
UCACUCACGUACUGAAUGGAUUUAGGUCGCUUUCCGGAAGCACGCUAUCUUGGUGAACCUGGUGGCCGGUAUCUGAGGACAACUGUGGUCUCACUGCAAGAGUUGGAGCAUGCUCAAGAUGCAGUUGGAGACUUUGGAGGGGACAAUAGAGCUGGCAUUGAGGGUACGUUGCAUAGAAUAUCCGCUAUUAGGAGUAGGAAUGGAGUGAUAGUUGGAUUGACUUGCCGAGUCGGAAGGGCAGUCAGUGGUCACAUUGACAUGGUUAAGGAUCUGCUUCAAUAUGGGAAGAGCAUCUUGUUUGUUAGAAAGCCUGGGGUUGGCAAGACCACUAUUUUGCGAGAAAUUGCUCGUGCUUUAUUAGAUGAAUUUCACAAAAGAGUGGUAAGACAUGUUGUUGUAGAUACAAGCAAUGAAAUGGCAGGGGAUGGAAAUAUUCCACAUUCAGCAAUAGGAGGUGCAUGAAGAAUGCAGGUAGCAGAGCGAUCCAUGCAACACAAAGUUAUGAUAGAGGCUGUGGAAAACCACAUGCCUGAGGUCAUCAUUGUUGAUGAGAUUGUCACAAAAACUGAAGCUCUUGCAUGUCGCUCAAUUGCUAAGAGAGGGGUCAUGCUUAUUGCUACUGCCCAUGGAGAGCAGCUUGAGAAUAUAAUGAAGAAUCAUACUCUUUCUGACCUGAUCGGAGGUAUAGAAGCUGUUACUUUAGGGGAUGAAGAAGCUAAAGCUAGAAAGUGCCAGAAAACCAUUCUUGAGAGGCGAGCGCCUCCAACAUUUGAAUUCUUGAUUGAGAUGAGACACAGACACUAUUGGGUUACCCAUCAGACAGAAAAGAGUGUAGAUAUGUUGCUUCGUGGCAAAAGUCCACAGGUUGAGGUUAGGACAAGGGAUGACAGUUUAAAGGUUGUAAUUGAAAGAUCAAAGGCAUAUGAUAAAUGUGAUGCUUAAUUUUUGCCAGCCCAUUAUGGGCUUCAUUUUCCUGAGAUUCAACAAAACUCAGUGAAACCCGUGUAUUGCUUUUAUAAGGCAAUAAUAGUUUGCAUUAGCCAAAGAGAAAUAUGGGAAGGAAAAGAAGGAAGAAGCCAGACGGCAGAUGGUGUCCCUUUAUUGAGCAGUCAAGCUGCAAUCGGAGGCAUCAGUAAUGGAUAGGGAAAGCUUUUGAUGGUACAUGAUUUAAUAUAGAAAUUAAAAUACUGUCAUUUCUAUUUACUGUGAAAGCCUACUUAUAAACUUUAAGAAAAGUUCAUCGUAGUUUUCUAUGAAUCAUCUCAUAGUAAGCGUAAUGUAUUGUACUGAAUUCAAGAAUGGGCACUGUUUUUUUUUUUUACUCUAGCCUCAUUUUUUUACGAUGCACGUGUGAUUCGUGAAAAUUGUUCAGAUGUUGUUUGAACCACU